Messenger RNA from Vigna umbellata (rice bean), 953 nucleotides. RefSeq names its product putative hydrolase C777.06c. Lineage: Eukaryota; Viridiplantae; Streptophyta; Magnoliopsida; Fabales; Fabaceae. The record is from RefSeq and is a predicted model, not a curated record.
CGUGUGUAAUUUUUCGCGAUACAAAGACAAACACUACAGACACUUAAUCAAUCAAUCGAUGGUGGUUGCGUCCAUUCGUCUUCUUCCUUCUCCAUUCCUCGCUUUCGCUCCUCGUCGCUCUCCAUAUUCAUGGCGCCCUCGUCCCUCUUCCGUCACCGCCUUCUCUUCCGUCCACUCCACGGCUUCUAAGGGAGACGGCGGAGUGGAACUAGGUGGUGAUCAAAGACAAGCAGAAGUUGUUUUUUUGGGGACUGGAACCAGUGAAGGGGUUCCUCGUUUUAGUUGCUUGACUAACCCUUUAAAUGAAUGUGAGGUGUGUUUAAAAGCUGCCCAACCGGGUAAUAAGAAUAGGAGACUUAGCACAAGCAUUCUCAUUCGUCACCCCAAUUCUUCAGGAACACAGAAUAUUCUUAUAGAUGCUGGAAACUAUGUUUUUAAUUGUCCUAUGUGAUAUGCACUGCAAUUGUGUUGGCUUAGGAGUUAGGAGGACAGGAUUUAUCUUUCUUUCAUUUUGAAUGUUAGUCUAUAUCUGCGAUCUAAUGGAUGUUCUAGGUUGGCCCCUUAUUGUACUUUCUUUUCUUUUUUGAGCUUGUAAAAAAUCUGCUGGAACAUGGAAAAAUUAAUACUUAGCAAUUUUAGAUUUCCUUUACAAUGUUUAUAUAAUUGGUAUUGUAUUUAUAUACUGAAGCCCAAAAUUGACCCAUUAACAAUUGAAGGACUGUACACCUUCAAUAAUGACUUGAAGUGCUGAACUGGUGGCCUGUAUGUAGUAGGCAUCUUGAUCAUGAUAGAAUGGAUUGUGGGUGUCAAUGAGUAUUUUCUUGUUUCUCUCAAAGACAGUCUUGUAUAUGUGGACUGGAUUCUAAGUCUGCGUUGCCCCGUCAUGGGAUGAUAUAUGUUGUGGUAGGAUAAUGUGAUAUCUGAACCAUGAAUACGUUGUAGAUUUUUAUUAU